UCUCUCGCGAGACGCCGUAGUUCCGACAGCGCCGAUCGUGGUUCAAAUGAUUGCUGUGUAAAUAGCCAAACGUUGCAUUUUGUUGUCUCAGAAAGCGGGUAAAUCACGACAAUGUCGAUUCAAGCCUCAAACCCCAACAACCCGGUUGUGUUCUUCGACAUUACCAUUGGAGGGCAGGAUGUUGGACGGAUGAAGUUUGAGCUGUUUGCUGAUGUGGUUCCAAAGACAGCUGAGAACUUCCGGCAGUUCUGUACUGGAGAGUUCAGGAAAGAUGGCGUUCCUAUUGGCUACAAAGGUUGCACAUUCCACAGGGUGAUCAAAGACUUCAUGAUACAGGGAGGAGACUUUGUAAAUGGUGAUGGAACAGGUAUCUGCAGCAUCUAUAGAGGUCCAUUUGCAGAUGAAAACUUCAGAAUAAAGCAUUCUGCUGCCGGUCUUCUUUCAAUGGCAAACAGUGGUCCAGGAACAAAUGGAUGUCAGUUUUUCAUUACCUGCACUAAAUGUGACUGGCUAGAUGGGAAACAUGUUGUGUUUGGAAAACUGGUUGAUGGCUUGCUGGUCAUGAGAAAAAUUGAGAAUGUCCCAACAGGGCCCAACAACAAGCCUAAACUCCCCAUCAUCAUUGCACAGUGUGGAGAGAUGUGAGCCGACACGUGCUAAACACCAUGCCAACAUUACACGGCCUCUGUAUACUUUUAAUGUCUUAAUUGUGACUUGUUACUCUUCAGAAAACAUUAACACACUGAUUCCUACAAUGA
This is a messenger RNA of Neolamprologus brichardi, 758 nucleotides long. It is a transcript of the gene ppih, whose product is annotated as peptidylprolyl isomerase H (cyclophilin H). Lineage: Eukaryota; Metazoa; Chordata; Actinopteri; Cichliformes; Cichlidae. The record is from RefSeq and is a predicted model, not a curated record. Gene Ontology annotation, biological process: protein folding; protein peptidyl-prolyl isomerization. Gene Ontology annotation, molecular function: peptidyl-prolyl cis-trans isomerase activity; cyclosporin A binding. Gene Ontology annotation, cellular component: cytoplasm; intracellular membrane-bounded organelle.